CGUUGUAAAUCGGCACUGGACCUCUCUGAUCCACACGACUGUUCUUUUAAGCCAUGGAUUCUGCGAAGAAACCUGGUGGCGAAACUUCGAUGCCGGCGCAGGCGGAGGAGCACACGGAGACCAAAAGCCGGAAAAGCCCCAGGAGACACAAGCCGCGGGACGGCAAGCGUCGGGGCACGUCGUCCAGCGACGAUGGAACGGGAAAGAGCGUCGACUCUGCCGCGUCGCAGACGCCGAGCUCCAGCAAGACUGGGACGCACUCGAGCAAAAGCUCAGACAAGGGGGCGCCAGAAUCUCAAAAGCCUCCAGAAGCGGCCCCUGCUUCCACCGCGGCGCUGCCGUCCCACACCUCUACCACACAGGAUGCACCGAAGCCUCCCGAGGCUAAAAUGCAGCGUCCUCCUCCAGCGAGAACUGGGCCAUCGGCGACAAAAGUUCACGUUGCCCCGCCAACCGGCGAAAGAAAACACGAUAGGGCAUUCCUGGCGACUGUGGUGACCACCGCCUUGAUCAUGAUUGGUGUCGCACUGGCGCUGGUGGGUAUCAUGCUCGGGGCGACACCGCCGGACGUCCAACACGUUUGCCCGCCACCCGACAAGCCUCUCGCUGAGGACACCGUUCUGCUGGCUACGAAGGGAGGUCGUCUAGUCGGCCGCACGGUGACCGUGGACGGCGUGGCCCUUACGCGCUUCUUGGGCGUCCCGUUCGCCCACGGCACGGCGGGCCUUCGCCGAUUCUUGGUGCCGCUGCCUAUGGGUCCCCCUCAGGACCCGUGCGCGGUUCACGAACACCUCGAGCCGCGGCCUCCUUGCGUCCAGUGGAGCAACGGCAGCGUGAUCGGCUCCGAGGACUGCCUGCACGUGAACGUAUGGAUGCCCGCGGCCACGACCGGAGGCAACGGCACUGGCGGAGGACGGGCCUUGGUGGUGGCGGUCUCCGGAAGCUGGUUCGAGACGGGCUCCAACGACGACCCCGAUUGGCCACAACUGGCUGCCAAGGGAAACGUGGUCGUCAUGGCGCCCAACCAUCGGCAAGGCGUGUUGGGAUUUCUGCACCCGUCUCCGGUUGCCGGCGUGGUUCAAGACCCGGCCGUCGAUGACGUCGUGUAUGCCGUGCAGUGGGCGCUCGACAACGCCAAGUUCUUCGGCGCCGACUCAAAGCAACUGGUGCUGGUAGGGCGUGGGUCUGGUGCCUACCUGCUGUCGAUGGCCUCCAGCUGCAUGCCCAAUGGUACGGCUCUCCGGGCAUUCUACCAUGGCAUGGUCUAUGGAUCACCGCUCCCACUCAAUCCGUCGGACAAGAACGAGCCGUACCGCAGCCUGGCUUCGGCGCUUGGCUGCAACGGCACUGCGGACAAAGGCGCGAACGUGUCGGCGUGGCUGCCCUGCUUCCGCGCCGCGACCGCCGACCGCCUGGUGAGCGCUGCGCGAAGCUUUUCCGAAUGGCCGCUGCGGUUCGCGCCACGCGUCGACGUCCGGUUGCUGCGGACGAAACCCGCUGCCCGGACACGCACGGUCAUCGCGGGACUGGACGUGGCCUACCUGCGGGACUUCUUCGCGAAGCGCAUCGUACCGCUCGCGGAGCGCCACGGAAAUGCUUCCACGUCGGAGGCACUUCUCGACUUCACGCUGAACGUGUUCAACGUGCCGAGCUUGGUGCAGUCGUUUCUCAAGAGCCAGUUCAACAUUGCCAGCAUGGAAAAUUUCGUGCUCCUACUUCCGUGCUGGACGCUGCGCGCAGCCACAGCUGCGGUCGAGGGCUACCACUACCUCUUCGACUCGGCCACGGCCAGCGGGCUCCUGCAUCCGCCCGUGGGUAUCCCACAGUUGGCGCAGUUCGUCAGCCUCGGCACUGCGCCCCCGCUGGCCGACAACAGUCCAUGGCUACCUCUGAGCGAGCUCCGCAAGACGCGCUUCAUCGGCAAGGACGGUCACGAGAACUUGACCAACUUGGACAACGAUUGCAAGAUUUAAUAUAUUAAUGUUUGCGGUCUAUGCCGCCGUCGCACUGACGAGCCUGUUUUGUGGAUCUUCCUGUUCCUUUAAUAAAUGUUGAAAAAGUUCAUAAA
Messenger RNA from Dermacentor albipictus, 2068 nucleotides. RefSeq lists its product as uncharacterized. Lineage: Eukaryota; Metazoa; Arthropoda; Arachnida; Ixodida; Ixodidae. The record is from RefSeq and is a predicted model, not a curated record.